AUAAAUCCAAACCCAAACACCCCUAUGGUAAAAUGAUCGUAGAACCGAAUCAAAGCAUGUGAGUCGGUCCAAAAAGGUGUCGUGGUUGAUCGCCGAGUAUAUUCCUUUCUAAUCCCUCCGGCGACCCCCCGUAAUUCACGCCCUAUUUCACCUCACCACCCCCAACCAAACCCAUUUCCAAAUGCAAAUUCUAACCCAUCACUCGUGUUUUCCGGUCAACGACCCUCUGCUUUGACCACCGUCACACCCACUUUCAUUUAUGCAUCCUUUCUGCUGCGUUCCCGCCGAUCACACCAACAAUUCGAUGCCAUCCACUCCCAAUUAUCACAUCCUCAACAACAAUUACAAUUACACCACCACCAACAAUAAUAAUAAUAAUAAUCGGGUGUCGGAUUCUGUACGGAUGAGGCUGACGAGUGGAGAUCAGAGAGAUGUGAAGAUUAAUGAUAUUGUGGGGGAUGGGAUAUCUGGGGUUUUGAAUAAGUGGGUUAAUUAUGGGAAAGGGUGGAGACCCAGAUGGUUUGUAUUGCAAGAUGGGGUGCUUUCUUAUUAUAAGAUUCAUGGGCCUGAUAAGAUUGUUGUUAGUAAAGAGACAGAAAAAGGGGCUAGGGUUAUUGGUGAUGAGUCUUUUCGUAGGUUGUCUCGUCACCGGAGUUCUGGGUUUAAUGGUGUUACUGUUGCUUCCAAUCGGGGUUAUCGGAAGCCUGUUGGUGAAGUUCAUCUUAAGGUUUCAUCUGUUCGUGAAAGUAGGUCAGAUGACAGAAGAUUUUCCAUUUUUACUGGGACAAAAAGGCUGCAUUUGAGGGCAGACACGAGGGAUGAUCGAAUUGCAUGGAUGGAAGCUUUACAGGCUGUGAAGGGCAUGUUUCCAAGAAUGUCGAACAGCGAAUUAAUGGCUCCCAUUGGCGGCAUUACACUAUCGACAGAAAAGUUAAGGCAACGGUUAUUGGAAGAAGGUGUAAGUGAAGCAGCCAUUCAGGACAGUGAAACUAUUAUGAUGACUGAAUUUUCAGCAAUGCAAGACCAGUUAGUGCUUCUUAAGCAGAAGCAUUUGCUUCUCAUGGACACAUUGCGUAUGCUAGAGACAGAAAAGGUUGACCUCGAGAACACAGUAGUCGAUGAGAGCCAAAGGCUGUCAAAGGAGGUUGGCGCAACGUCAAGAUUAAGGCAAGGGAAAUACAGCGAUGCAAGCCCGAGUGAAUCAGAGGACGAUAACGAUAGGGGAGAUGCUGCAGAAGAAGAGUCAGACGAUGAAGAUAAUGCGUUCUUCGACACUCGGGACUUUUUAUCAUCAGGUUCAUUUAGAAGUAGUGGGUCCGACAUGAGGUCAUCUUCUUUCACGUCUGAUGAUGAAGAUCUUCAAUAUAACGAACCAGAAAUUGAUGCUUCGAUCAGAUCAGUUGGUACAAGUUUCCCUCGUGUUAAGAGAAGGAAAAAGUUGCCAGAUCCUAUUGAAAAAGAAAAGGGAGUAAGUCUUUGGUCAAUGAUUAAAGAUAAUAUUGGAAAAGAUCUUACCAAAGUGUGUCUUCCUGUAUACUUCAACGAGCCUAUUUCUUCUCUGCAAAAAUGUUUUGAAGAUUUGGAGUACUCUUAUCUUCUUGACCGUGCAUAUGAAUGGGGCAAAAGGGGUAACGGCCUUAUGCGGAUUUUGAAUGUGGCUGCAUUUGCAGUAUCUGGUUAUGCAUCUACCGAAGAAAGAAGCUGCAAACCUUUUAAUCCAUUGCUAGGGGAGACUUACGAGGCAGAUUAUCCAGAUAAAGGCCUUCGUUUUUUCUCCGAAAAGGUCAGUCAUCACCCGAUGAUUGUAGCAUGUCACUGUGAGGGUAAAGGAUGGAAGUUUUGGGGAGAUAGCAACUUGAAAAGCAAAUUUUGGGGUCGUUCGAUUCAACUCGACCCCGUUGGGGUUUUAACUUUGGAAUUUGACGAUGGAGAGGUUUUUCAGUGGAAUAAGGUUACAACAUCCAUAUACAACCUUAUUUUGGGAAAGCUUUAUUGUGACCAUUAUGGCACGAUGCGUAUCCAAGGGAACAAAAAUUAUUCUUGUAAGCUGAAAUUCAAGGAGCAGUCCAUCAUAGAGCGGAACCCACAUCAGGUACAAGGCGUUGUUCAAGAUAGGAGUGGAAAAACUGCAGCGACUUUAAUUGGGAAAUGGGACGAAAGCAUGCAUUUUGUUAACGGAGACUGUUCUGGGAAAGGAAAAGGCGACCCGUUUUCAGAUGCUCAUUUGCUGUGGAGAAGAAGCAAACCUCCAAAAUUCCCCACAAGAUAUAACCUAACUCGCUUUGCUAUUACUUUAAACGAGCUUACCCCUGGACUAAAGGAGAAGCUUCCACCAACCGAUUCAAGGCUAAGACCAGACCAAAGGUGUUUAGAAAACGGCGAGUAUGAAAUGGCAAAUGCAGAGAAACUAAGAUUAGAGCAACGCCAGCGACAGGCUAGGAAAAUGCAAGAGAGAGGGUGGAAGCCACAGUGGUUCGCAAAGGAUAAAGCAAGUGAUACGUUUGUUUAUACCGGGGGAUAUUGGGAGGCUAGAGAACAAGCGAAGUGGGAUUCAUGUCCUGAUAUUUUCGGACAAUUUUCUUCGGACCAGACGUUAGACUGAUGAGUUUGGUGAUUUCAAGAUCCAUGAAGAUGUUCAUAGAAGGCUGUUUUUGGUUCUCCAUUUGUGUUUAGUUUUCUAUACCCCCCAUUCCCCUACCUUGUAUUUUUUUCUUCAUAUAGUUUUUUUUUUAUAUUUAUUUUUGGUCUUUUUCUCCAACGUUAGAUUCUUCUCUCAUUAAACCAUAUUUUAUACAAGUCGGAAAUCGCGACUAUUUGAGUUUUUUUAAUUAAUGAAAAGUCUAUUUGGUGAGCU
This is a messenger RNA of Helianthus annuus (common sunflower), 2854 nucleotides long. RefSeq names its product oxysterol-binding protein-related protein 1C. Gene Ontology annotation, cellular component: intracellular membrane-bounded organelle; cytosol; membrane. Gene Ontology annotation, molecular function: sterol binding. The record is from RefSeq and is a predicted model, not a curated record. The transcript has 10 exons. The coding region runs from base 260 to 2602 and encodes 780 amino acids. NCBI's taxonomy places the organism in Eukaryota, Viridiplantae, Streptophyta, Magnoliopsida, Asterales, Asteraceae.